Zerene cesonia (dogface butterfly) is the source of this 2462-nucleotide messenger RNA. RefSeq names its product tudor domain-containing protein 3 (gene Tdrd3). The record is from RefSeq and is a predicted model, not a curated record. NCBI's taxonomy places the organism in Eukaryota, Metazoa, Arthropoda, Insecta, Lepidoptera, Pieridae. Gene Ontology annotation, molecular function: protein binding; RNA binding. Gene Ontology annotation, cellular component: nucleus; cytoplasm. Gene Ontology annotation, biological process: mRNA processing. Bases 350 to 2449 code for a protein of 699 amino acids. The transcript has 7 exons.
CACACAAUACCGGCUAAUAUAUUUAUUUCAUACCAGUGAUCGAAACUUUAACUUAUGUCGCAAGUUUGAGUGAAAAUUGUAAUUGUUUGUUUAAAUUAGACAUAAUGGAAAAUUAACGAUCGACGACGAUCUAGAUUUUUUGUCCUAAAUUUGUUUACAUGUUUUAGGAAACAUCUUUAUUUAUCUGUACUCAGGUUAAGUUUGACAAAUUGGUUAAAUUGAGAUCGACAUCUGGAUCUGGAAUCAUUAGGUACUAGGUAGAAUGUGGAUACUGGUUAGUGAAAUACAUUCUCUGGCUUAUUUGCUGCCACUUUUUCAGUAAUAUCCUAAUAUUAAGCAUUAAAUUUAAAUGCAAAAUCUCAGUAUGUCGCUCAAAGAAAGUCUUAAAGAGCUGGGCUGGCACUUGAGUGAUGAUGGUGUGGAUACUCUUAGCGAAAACGGAAAAAUACAGGAUGUACAGCUUCUAACUAAGAAAGCAUUAGAUCACGAUUUGAGGGAAAUAGGCGAGGCAGCCUUUCCUGAAGAUUUUCUAAAAGAUCCAUCUAAAUUAGAGAGCCCUGUUGUAAUUCAGAUUCAGAAAGUCAGGAAUGUAUCUGCUCCUAAAGCUAAUGAGGAAUCAACAUCUGCUCCUCGCAUGUUGAAGUUGAUAUUGCAUGAUGGCAAAUCAACAUGUGCAGCAUUAGAAAUAAACCCUAUUCCUAAUUUAACAAUAAAUACCCCACCAGGCACUAAAAUACUGCUGAAAUGUGAAGGUUUAGAAAUAUAUCAUAAUGUAAUCUGGUUAUCGCCCAAUGUGGUCACAGUUCUAGGAGGAAAGGUAACUCAUAUGAUUGAAAAGUGGGAAUUGAAUAGAAGCCUUGCAAAACAUACUAGAGGCGGCGUUGAUGCUGGUCCUCCGCCGUGGAUUCCUUUUGGUCAACGGUUAGAAGCUAACCCAUUAGAAAAACAAUUCAAGAGCCUACAAGAAGCAGCUAAGCAAGACAACCCGGAGUUUGAGGCUCAAAGGAAAGGUGCUAUAGCAGAAGCACAAAGGUUAUCUGGUGUAAAGAAGGUUUUCGGAGGUGGAACAAAACCUUUACUAGAUGCAAAUGUACAGAAGAUUGUUGAUGCUGGAUUUACUGAAGAACAGGCUGAGAAUGCCUUAAAAUACACAAAAAAUAAUGUAGAUCGUGCAUUAAGAAUAUUGCAAAAGCGAGACAAUUCGGAAAAUCGUAAUAAAGAAAAACAAAAGGAAUCUGAACCACCAAAACGAAAAGGCCGUAAUAAAGAUAAAGAUAAUAACAAUGAUGAUGAUGUAAUACCAGUGAAACCUUCUGGAAAGGUAUCCCUCUUCGACUUUUUGGAGGAUAAACUUCCGAAUGUUCCAGACAGACAACGUGAUAGAAAUAACCGCAGUGAAAGCAGUGCUCCGUUUGAGGAAAGUCGAGAAAGAAAUUAUGGAAGUAGAGACCGAAAUAAUUCCCGUCAGAAUCCUCGGAACCAAGGCAACAGGCAUGAUGGCCCCCGGCAUCGAUCAGACAACAGAGGUCAUUAUAAUGACAAUCAUCCACCACACAGAGAAGAACGGAAAUAUCAAACCCAAGUAGAGACUCCACCUAGAUUCCAAAAAAAAUUUGAGGAAAUGAAUAAACAACACUCAAAUAACCAGUAUGCAUAUAAAAAUUCAUACAACAACCAACCCCAUAAUCAAUACAAUAAUAGGAGGAACGAUAGAAAUUAUAAUAAUGAUAAUAAAAUGCAACAACAGAACCAGCAACCUUAUCAUAACAAUAACACCCAAGCAAUAGACAAUUUAGUAGAAGCAACAGCUAAUAUGAAUCUUAUGUCAAAUCAGCAGCGUCCCAAUGAAGAAACACCUUCCCCACACAAUUACCAAAUUCAUGAGCAAUCAUACCCUAAACAGUCUUAUCAUCACAACCAGAAUGUGCAAGAUACACAACAGUUUAGGCGAAAUAAUGAUGUGCCAAAAUAUCAGGAUCAGUCAUAUCAACGUCGGCAGCAACCCAAUGGUUACGUUGAUCAACCUCCUCAGAAUGCUAUGUAUCCAAAUGUAAAUUAUAUGGCAAAUAUUCAAGGAGGUUACAAUGGUCGACAGUAUGGUUAUGGUGGAAGGCCACAAGAAUAUAAUACACUUCGGACGGGUGGCCCAUUUUUACCAGGUUCGUUGCUCGGGUUUCAAAAUGCAGCAGUUAAUGAACAAGCCCGUGCAAUGUUAGGUGUAGCUGAUAUUAAUUGGAAAGUAGGCGAUCGGUGCUUGGCACUAUACUGGGAAGAUAAUAAUUUUUAUGAAGCUGAGAUAACUGGUAUAUCAGCUAAUACUGUAGUAGUCAAAUUUUGUGCAUAUGGUAAUCACGAAGAAGUUCUCAAGUCCAACUGCUUGCCUUAUCCAAAUCAAGCGACGUCCGGCGGAUACGCGUCGCGCGGCGUGUUCCCCGCGCGGCGGCCCUAGUGGCGCGGGGCGG